Molecule: messenger RNA, 3332 nt
Organism: Bombyx mori (domestic silkworm)
Lineage: Eukaryota; Metazoa; Arthropoda; Insecta; Lepidoptera; Bombycidae
Product: mucin-2
Exons: 3
Coding region: 90-1619 (509 amino acids)
Molecular function (GO): protein binding
Source: RefSeq, a predicted model, not a curated record
AUUCCCUAAUAAGUUGACAGUCCAGUUGGUAAACUGCAGGGGCCAGUUCUUUUGCUCAUAAACAUUCAAACCGCAUUCGCCCAACAAGCAUGACGUAUUUGUACGGGUCCACGCUCGUCGUUUUAACACUGUUACAACUAUGCCGAGCUGAGAUAUCGGACUCCAUGCCAGAUCCUUGGUAUUCGGCAAAUGUCAUUAAUGAUGGAUUUCAACCGAAGCCAAUUUCGGAAAUAUUUUCUACCGAAUCCACGUUUUCGUCUACAAAUCCCAUUAUUGUUUUACCAAAGGCAUCAAGUUCACCUCAGGAAGGGACUAGUCUUUUAACUACGUUGUCUCCAUCGACUUUGAAAGUUUCAAGUGCUGGUACUACAGGAGAUUUAACGGAAACACUAUCUAUUAUAUCAUCGACACCAUCAACUCCACUAUAUUCAACAGAAGAAACACCACAACGCAAUCCGAUCUCAGUUCAAGUACAAACAGAGAUAAAAAGCCCCAUUUUAGAAUUAAUACAGUCAGUUCAACCUAUUCAGCCAUUGCUACCAUCCGCGUCUCCGGAGCAACCGAUUCAACAAAUACAAACAACAGACCCACUUCUGCCAGGAGUGCAAUCUAUUCAAACGACUUCGCCUCAAGUAAGCACUGUUUCGACGGGAAUACCUAUUCAACCAACUGAACAAACUCAACAGACCCGUCUUUCGCAAGCUCAAACUCAAAAUCAACAAAUCCGCUUAGAAAUAGUGCCCCAAAAUCAGCCUAUUGUUAAUCAACCAGCACCAACUAGGUUCCAAUCAGAACAACCUUCGACUCAACAGCCAAAUGUACAACUUUCAUCUGUUACACCUUCAUCUAACUACUUUCUUAUUUACCAACAGGCUCCCCAAAAUAUUCAAAAUUAUCCACCUCAACAGCAAGUUGCACCUUUUGUAAGCAAUCAAAACCCAUCGUCUACAAUUCCGACAACAACACUUUCCCCUACCACACAACCAUUACCACAAGUAGCAGUUCAAACAGUGUCUUCGAAAGUUCCCGAAACACUAACAUCAACAAACGCGUUUGAAACACUUUCGACAGCCAAAUUAGUGGCAUCAACAGCACGCACCAUUGUUACGACUUCUAAUUACCGAGCUACACAAGGUGUCAACCGCAAAUUGGGAACACCUACUGCUAUAGUUCAAAGACCGCCUUUAUUCCCAUGGACGAUCCGCGUUGUAGCCCCAGUUGGAUCGAUCACAAAUGUGAAGAUAAAUCCCACAAGCACGACAAGAAGACCCACUACGACCCGAACCCGAAAGUCAAAGCCUAAACGCAAUAGAUAUGAUGUUUGCAUCGAUUCGUGCAAAGGAAAGAAAGAACCUAUUUGUGGUGUGCCCAUUUCUGGCGGACACAUAGACCCGAGGACUCUCAAGGGUUUCCCGUCCGUAUGUCACAUGGCUUGCCACAAUUCCUUUAGGAAAGAUACAUACGAAAAAUUGAUAGACGGCAGAUGCGGAAAGCUACGUUCACGAAUUCGAAUUGUAGAAUCUAACAAGAGACUGAAGAGGCCGGAAUUGAAAAAGGCCGAGUAUAUUGUGGAAAAUGUCGGUCCGAAGACCAUCGUUGAGUUUACAGGCUUAGUUUAGUCUAUCUGAAAAUAUUUAUCAGUAUGUCCGGCUUGUUAUAGAAACAACGGGAUAUUAAUUAGCAUUUAAUUACACAAAAUAAAACCAGUUCAGCUUUAGAGGUCCUUUCCUGUAUAUACAAGAGGAAGAUAAAAAUCGCAUCUACGAUAAAGAUCAUUGCUUAAAAUAAAUCUUGCUUUAUAUUCGUAUGUUUUCACGAAUGCUGUCUACGAUACUGCUAAAGAUUUACGAAUUGGCUAAAAGUUCAUGUAGGUGCUCCUGAAAAAACAUAGAAGCUCGGAGAACACAAACUUAUUUUUAAUAGGUAAGACAAAUAGCUGAUGGUUCUUACUGGUGGUAGGACCUCUCUAGGUGAAGCAGUAAUGCGUCUCGGCUUGAAGGGUGGGGCAGCCGUUGUAACUAUACUGAGUUCUUAGAACUUAUAUCUCAAGGUGAGUGGCGCAUUUACGUUGUAGAUGUCUAUGGGCUCCAGUAACCACAUAACACCAGGUGGGCUGUGAGCUCGUCCACCCAUCCAAGCAAUAAAAAUAAAAAAAGCACCACAUAAAGAUAGUAAAAAUAAAUUAAUAAUAAAUCAUAUUUCUAGAAUUCAUAGCGAAUCAAAAUACCGAAGCAAUUUCUGUGUAUUAUAGAUACUUUAGGUACUAAAGCAACAGUUUGUACUAAAUGAACUUUAUUUUACUUAGUCUCAAAAUGAUUAUUUCAGUCAACUCUUAUUUAGUUUUGUAUUUACAUAUUACUAUUAUUGAGAUUUAAAUUUAACAUUUUCUAAGUUGUUGGUUGAACUUUUGUCUUCGACGGCCUACUGGAAUAUCAUAUCAUAAAGCCCAUAUCAUAUAGUUAGUACUCCUCAUCCGCCAUGUCAAUGAUAAUGUCAAGGCUACAGACAAACUGUAAUCUACUAUCUAUUACUCUUUUUAAGCUCCCUUUGUAGAAAGGCCUAUAGUAACGUUCAAAAAACAUGGCGGAAGGGGGUUUAUUACAGUUGGAUGGUGCGUAGCAAAAAUAAUCCCUGGAAAUGUAGCGGAAGGCCAAAGCGAUUCCAUAUAGUAGACUUAAACUCUGUUUAGAAGGCGACUACUGGUGGUAGGACCUCUUGUGAGUCCGCGCGGGUACCACCACCCUGCCUAUUUCUGCCGUAAAGGAGUACUGCGUUUCGGUUUGAAGGGUGGGGCAGCCGUUGUAACUAUACUUGAGACCUUAGAACUUAUAUCUCUUAUAUCUCAGAACUUAUAUCUCAAGGUGGGUGGCGCAUUUACGUCAUAAUGUCUAUAGGCUCCAGUAACCACUUACACCAGGUGGGUUCUGAGCUCGUCCACCCAUUUAAGCAAUAAAUAACAAAAAAGGGUGGUGCCGUGGUAUAAAAAAGAUGACGCGGUCAUUUCUAUUUCUCAGUGCACUUGGAACACGGCAAAGAAUGAAGAACUAAGUAAAAAAAGAAAUAAAAACAAUUUGGGAAAUUUUUAAACAAAUAAUGUAGUUUUACUGUAAAGUAAUUUUAAUAUCAACAAAGCUUUCGCAUUGGAGAAAUAAAGAUUUAAGAGCCAAGAUCUAUGUAUUUUGUAAUAAUUGAUGAUACGAUUAAGUUUAUAUUAAGUCUCGAGGGUCAUUCGUGAUAAUUUCAAUUGUAAAUGCGAGACAAUUACAGUGAAGCAAUUCACAAUUGAAGCAAUUAUAGUGGCGUAAAAUAAACAAUUGACCUACAAAGGAAAA